AUGAGAACGAAAAUAUGGACAACUUUAUUUUUGAUGCUUCUGUCAUUAGAAUGUACCAAUGCAAUGGUAAUUACAUCAGGAAUGUCACUGACUUCCACCAACAAUAAUCCAGCAGUUGAUUCUUCAGUAACUCUAACGUGUCACACUCCAGGUUACGAUGAAAUAACAUGGAGCGGACCAAAUGGCGUGUUUAUUAUUUUCGCACCAAAUUGUUUUAGAUUAUCAGAAGCAGAAUCGACCCAUAUCACUUAUAUAUCUGUAUCUUGUGGAGGUGGAAGCAGUGUCUUGACUAUUAAUAACUUUGAUCCUGCUCGAGAUGCAGGAGGCUGGUCAUGUUCUGGAUACUCUACGAUGGGAUCAUCUGAUUCAGCUUCUAUUACAUUAACUGCUGCGGCUUCUGAGGUAGAAAACAUCAAGAUAACAACAGAUUUAGCAUUUAUAGAUCAUUAUGAUACAAUUUCAUUAUUAUAUGGUGAAAAAGAGACGAUACAUUGUUCAGCUGAUUGUCAGAAUAGUUGUCAAUUUACAUGGCAUCUGAAUAACCAACUUGUUUCAUCAUCUGAUGAAUUAGUAAUUGAUCUACAGAGUACACCAGCUACACCUGGUGGUAAAUAUAUCUGUACAGCGAGUUCUGGUGGUGAUAGCAUUACAAAGAACGUAACAAUAAACAGAUGGGCAAGAGACACUAUUAUAUUUUCACCACCUGAUGAUAUACUAAAUGUAAAUGAAGGUGAUAAUGUUACAGUUAUUUGUGAUGGGACGACGAAUAGUCACUACUGUUCUGGUCCAAUGAACUUUGAGUGUUAUACAUCUUGGAACACAAUGUCUGCCGGUUAUACGUCAUCGCCACUUGAGUUGAGUUUCUACAACAUAACUCUUGACAAGACUGGAAGACAUUACUGUAUUCAUAAUGAAUUUGAAGAAUCUUCUAAUACCCAAAUUAAUCUCUACAAAUCAGUACAGAUUAAUGUUAUUGACAGUUCAACGUCAGCAACACCAUCAACAACAACAACAACAACACCAUCAAUACCAUCAACAACACCAUCAUCAACAACAUCAAUAACACCAACGACACCGUCAACAACCGAACAGCCAACCACAACUACACAGGAUACACCAGGAAUGUCAUUGACUUCCACCAACAAUAACCCAACAGUUGAUUCUUCAGUAACUCUUACCUGUCAAACUCUAGGUUUCGAUGAAAUAACAUGGAGGGGACCAAGUGGAGUGUAUAUAUUAUUUAUAAAUUGUUUAAGACUAUCAGAAGCAGAAACAACCCGUAUAACUUAUAUAUCUGUAUCUUGUGGUGGGCUCUUGACUAUCAAUAACUUUGAUCCUGGCCGAGAUGCAGGGACUUGGUCAUGUUCUGGGAACUCUAUAGGUAUGAUGGGAUUAUCUGAUUCAGCUUCCAUUACCUUAACUGCAGCGGCUUCUCACGUAAAAAACAUCAAGAUAACAACAGAUAUAGCAUUUAUAGAUCAUUAUGAUACAAUUUCAUUAUUAUAUGGUGAAAAAGAGACGAUACAUUGUUCAGCUGAUUGUCAGAAUAGAUGUCAAUUUACAUGGCAUCUGAAUAACCAACUUGUUUCAUCAUGUGAUGAAUUAGUAAUUGAUGUGCAGACACCUGGUGGUAAAUAUAUGUGUACAGCGAGUUCCGGUGUUGAUAGCAUUACAAAGAACGUAACAAUAAACAGGAUGGAAAGAGACACUAUUAUAUUUUCACCACCUGAUGAUAUACUAAAUGUAAAUGAAGGUGAUAAUGUAACAGUUAUUUGUGGUGCGAAUAGUUAUUACUGUUCUAGUCAAAUGAAUUUUGAGUGUUAUACAUCUUGGAACACAAUGUCUGUCGGUUAUACGUCAUCACCACUUGAGUUGAGUUUUUACAACAUAACUCUUGACAAGACUGGAAGACAUUACUGUAUUCAUGAUGCAUUUGAAGAAUCUUCUAAUACCCAGUUUACUAUCUAUAGAUCAGUUCAGAUUAAUGUUAUAGCAAAUUCAACGUCUGCAACGUCACCAUCAACAACAACCCAACAGCCAACCACAACUACACCAGAUCCAUCAGGAAUGUCACUGACCUCCACCAACAAUAACCCAGCUGUUGAUUCUUCGGUAACUCUUACCUGUCAAGCUCAUCGCUUAGAUGUCGUAACAUGGAAUGGGCCAAAUGGAGUGUAUAUAAGUUUCUCGACAGGUUGUUACAGAUUAAUAGAAAAAGAAUCAAACCAUAUUUCUUAUAUAUCUGUAUCUUGUGGAGGUGGAAAAAGUGUCUUGACUAUCAAUAACUUUGAUCCUGCGCGAGAUUCAGGAAGUUGGUCCUGCUCUACAUAUUCUGAUUCAGCUUCCAUAAAUCUAAUUGCUAUUGCUUCUCACGUAGAAAGCAUAAAGAUAACAUCAGAAAUAGCUUAUAUAGAUUAUCAUGAUUCAAUUACAUUAUUAAAUGGUGAAAAAGAGACGAUACAUUGUUCAGCUGAUUGUCAGAAUAGUUGUCAAUUUACAUGGCAUUUGAAUAACCAACUUGUUUCAUCAUGUGAUGAAUUAGUAAUUGAUCUACAGAGUACACCAGCUUCACCUGGUGGUAAAUAUAUGUGUACAGCGAGUUCUGGUAGUGAUAGCCUCUCAAAGAACGUAACAUUAUACACAAAGUCAAGAGAUACGAUUAAAUUUUCGCCCCCUGAUACUAUACUAAAUGUAAAUGAAGGUGAUAAUGUAACAGUUAUUUGUGACGGGAUGGAUGAUUAUAGCUGUUCUGGUUUCGAGGGGGUGGAUUGCACAGAUUCAUGGAAUACAAUGUCAACAUCGCAUGAGCUGAAGUUUUACAACAUAGAACUUGACAAGACAGGAAAAUAUUACUGCAUCCAUGAGGUGAAUGAACAAUCUUCUAAUACGCGGUAUAAAUACUACAGAUCAGUACAGAUUAAUGUUUUAUCAAGUUCAACGUCGACAGUAUCAACAACAUCAACAAUACCAACAACACCAUCAACAACAACAACCCCAUCACUAACAACACCAUCAAUAACCGAACAGCCAACCACAACUACACAGGAUACACCAGAAAUGUCACUGACUUCCACCAACUAUAACCCAACAGUUGAUUCUUUAGUAACUCUUUCCUGUGUAGCUUCAAGUUACGAUGAAAUAACAUGGACGGGACCAAGUGGAGUGUAUAUAUUAUUUUCAGGUUGUUUCAGAAUAUCAGAAGCAGAAUCGACCCAUAUCACUUAUAUAUCUGUAUCUUGUGGAGGUGGAGGCAGUGACUUGACUAUUAAUAGCUUUGAUCCUGCUCGAGAUGCAGGAAGUUGGUCAUGCUCUGGAAACUCUAUAAUGGGAUUAACUGUUUCAGCUUCUAUUACCUUAACUGCAACGGCUUCUGAGGUAGAAAACAUCAAGAUAACAACAGAUUUAGCGUUUAUAGAUCAUUAUGAUACAAUUUCAUUAUUAUAUGGUGAAAAAGAGACGAUACAUUGUUCAGCUGAUUGUCACAAUAGUUGUCAAUUUACAUGGCAUCUGAAUAACCAACUUGUUUCAUCAUCUGAUGAAUUAGUAAUUGAUCUACAGAGUACACCAGUUUCACCUGGUGGUAAAUAUAUGUGUACAGCGACUUCUGGUGGUGAUAGCAUUACAAAGAACGUAACAAUAAACAGGAUGGAAAGAGACACUAUUAUAUUUUCACCACCUGAUACUAUACUAAAUGUAAAUGAAGGUGAUAAUGUAACAGUUAUUUGUGAUGAAAAUAGUUAUUACUGUUCUAGUCCAACGGGUUUUGUGUGUGAUAUAUAUUGGAACACAAUGUCUGUCGGUUAUACGUCAUCACCACUUGAGUUGAGUUUUUACAACAUAACUCUUGACAAGACUGGAAGACAUUACUGUAUUCAUGAUGCAUUUGCAAAAUCUUCUAAUACCCAAAUUAAUCUCUACAAAUCAGUACAGAUUAAUGUUAAAGAUACACCAGGAAUGUCACUGACUUCCACCAACUAUAACCCAGAAGUUGAUUCUUCAGUAACUCUUACCUGUCAAACUCUAGGUUUCGAUGAAAUAACAUGGACGGGACCAAGUGGUGUGUUUAUUAUUUUCGCACCAAAUUGUUUCAGAAUAUCAGAAGCAGAAUCGACCCAUAUCACUUAUAUAUCUGUAUCUUGUGGAGGCGGAAGCAGUGUCUUGACUAUUAAUAACUUUGAUCCUGGUCGUGAUGCCGGGCGUUGGUCAUGUUCUGGAAACUCUGUAGGUAUGGUGGGAUCAUCUGAUUCAGCUUCCAUAAUCUUAACUGCUGCGGCUUCUGAGGUAGAAAACAUCAAGAUAACAACAGAUUUAGCGUUUAUAGAUCAUUAUGAUACAAUUUCAUUAUUAUAUGGUGAAAAAGAGACGAUACAUUGUUCAGCUGAUUGUCAGAAUAGUUGUCAAUUUACAUGGCAUCUGAAUAACCAACUUGUUUCAUCAUCUGAUGAAUUAGUAUUUGAUCUACAGAGUACACCAGCUACACCUACACCUGGUGGUAAAUAUAUGUGUACAGCGAGUUCUGGUGGUGAUAGUAUUACAAGGAACGUAACAAUAAACAUGCAGUCAAGAGAAACUAUUAUAUUUUCGCCACCUGAUGAUAUACUAAAUGUAAAUGAAGGUGAUAAUGUAACAGUUAUUUGUGACGGGAAGACGAAUGAUUAUGGUUGUGCUAUUACCGGAAUUCAAUGUACAGAUUCAUGGUAUACAAUGUCAACAUCACAUGAGCUGAGGUUUUACAACAUAGAACUUGAUAAGACUGGAAAAUAUUACUGCAUUCAUGAAUUCUAUGAACAAUCUUCUAAUACGCGGUAUACAUACUACAGAUCAGUACAGAUUAAUGUCAUUGCAACAACGACUUCUGUUUUAUCCUCAUCAACAUCUGGAACAACAUCAACUAUUCUUGUAACAUCAUCAUCCACUUCUGUUUUAUCCUCAUCAACAUCUGGAACAACAUCAACUAUGCCUGUAACAGCAUCAUCCACUUCUGUUUUAUCCUCAUCAACAUCUGGAACAACAUCAACCAUGCCUGUAACAGCAUCAUCCACUUCUGUUUUAUCCUCAUCAACAUCUGGAACAACAUCAACUAUGCCUGUAACAGCAUCAUCCACUUCUGUUUUAUCCUCAUCAACAUCUGGAACAACAUCAACCAUGCCUGUAACAGCAUCAUCCACUUCUGUUUUAUCCUCAUCAACAUCUGGAAUAACAUCAACCAUGACCGAAACAACAUCACCGACUUCUGUUUUAUCCUCACCAACAUCUGGAACAACAUCAACUAUGCCUGAAACAACAUCAUCAAAUUCUAUUACCACAUCCUAUACCUCAAACACCGCUUAUACAGAAACAUCACCAAUUUCCGCUACAACGCCAUCUACUUCUCCCUCAACAGCCUCAAGUUAUAUUACCAGCUUAAGAGUUGAUUCAUCUAGCGAUCCGCAGCAUGUACAGGAAGGAAGUGACUUAAAAUUGACCUGUUUUGCUGAUUGCCAACCUGUUGAUAGCUGUGUUUACACCUGGAAAUUUAACGACAAUAUGAUAGCCAAUACUCAUGAAUGUAAAAUGGACAACAUAACCCGACAAGCAACGGGUACUUAUACCUGUUCAGCCAGCAAUGGACAGACAAUGUCUAAGGCAAUCGACGUGAAAGUCAACUAUCCUCCUUCUGCCAUGACAAUAUCACGAGUUCCAGAUAAAUCAGCCUACAAUGUUAAGAGUAGCAUAACAUUAACAUGUAACGUAGAUUGUGUUCCUAAACCUACAUUAACAUGGAGAAAGGGAUCUGAGGUUAUACUUAUAUCGAACACAUUCAAUUACUUAUCUCUGUCCAAUGUUUUAACUGGAGAUUCUGGAGAAUAUACGUGUACUGCUGAUAAUGGCAUUGGAGAUCAGACUGCAACAACCUCUAUUAAUAUUAAAUAUAUACCUUCUGGAUCUGGAGGUUCCGGAGCUAGUUCUAUGUACUGGAUGUCAUCACACAAGAUUCUGUUGAUGAUCGUCAUUGUUUACAUUCUUCAUUAAUCAUUUUAAAUGUUUUUAAUGACCAAGAGCAAUAUUCAUGUAUAUGAAAUAAAUAUUUAACAUCAAG
Molecule: messenger RNA, 6079 nt
Organism: Lottia gigantea (owl limpet)
Lineage: Eukaryota; Metazoa; Mollusca; Gastropoda; Lottiidae
Exons: 23
Coding region: 1-6012 (2003 amino acids)
Biological process (GO): cell-cell adhesion
Cellular component (GO): cell-cell junction
Molecular function (GO): cell adhesion molecule binding
Source: RefSeq, a predicted model, not a curated record